AUGGCGACGGUGCAAGACGUGCGCGAAGACCUCGCCCGCGUCACCCAGUCCACCCGCAUCGCCAUCCGCUGUCUCACCAGCGGCCGAGACGCCCAUGAUUCAGCGCAAAAGGCCCUCUCGGUCCUAGUCGACAUCCUCGACCUUCUAUAUUGCGUCAGGGAUCGGAUCAGCUGGGGGGAGGAUAAAUGGCUUGUUGAGCCCGCGCGCCUCAACGCCCUGGCCGAGAUGCUGUCGUGGUUCGAAGCGACACUCAAAUCCAUCGAGCUGUACUUCCAGCCCGGUGGGGUGUCGGUGUACUACUUUCGAAAGCAUUUGCUGGGAAUCACAUUUCUGCCCCGGUUUGAGCAAUACAAGAUUCUGCUGCUGCUGGCCACGCAGCCUGAGUCUAGUGACCGAGCCACUCUGAAUCGAACCAUCAGAAACAGCCUAAAAAUGUGUCGGGAUGUGGAAUCCGGACCCAAAGUCGACCUUCAGUUCGAAGAAGAUGCGUUGGGCCUUACGAGUCGCUUGGCAUCGGAAAACUUCAUCACCUUAGCUGAUCUGUGUAAUCGAAGACUCCAAGGUACUUGCCGCUGGAUCUUCGAUGAGGCUCAAUAUAAACAAUGGCUGCUUGCGUCUUUCCGAACGUUGUACUGUGUUGGUCCGCCUGGUGCAGGCAAGACGUUUCUAUCAUCUGCGAUUAUCGACUCCCUUCAAAGAACUUUCACUUCGCCUGAUGUUGCUACAGUAUAUGUCUUCUGUCAAGAGGAGAAGGAGAAGGAACAAACGUCCAUGAGCAUUCUCCGAAACAUCCUCGCACAACUCGUUUAUCGCAAACGAAGUUUGUCCUAUGCAACCUCAUCUCUAUAUUAUUCAGAAUCACUCAUGAAAGGGAGGGCAUCCCCCAAGGCGUACCAGAACGCCAUACGAGCGGAAGUAAACCGAUUUUCAAAAGUGUUCUUUGUUGUUGACGGACUGGAUAUGUUUUCAGACAAGGAGCGUAUCUUGACUCGACUUCAAAAGCUUCCCGAUCACACACAACUCCUGGUAACAUUACGGGAAAGAAACCAAAUUGACAGCGAUUCCGGCUACGUGAACGUGUUGGCGUCGCCUGAAGACCUCCAGCUCUACACAAUAUCACGAAUUCAGAAUGAUCCAGGGCUCAAGAACUUUUGCAACCAGGGGCCUUCUGAUGCCCAACUACGGUGGGAAGUUGUCCGUUCAGUGCUGGAAAAAAGUCAUGGGGUUCGAGCAUCGAUAGCUGACUACAGGUGUUUACUUAGCUUUCUUCUCACCAAAAUACACCUGGACUUGCUCUCCCGAUAUACAGAUCAUAGUCUUCUUGAAAGAGCUAUCAUGCACCUUCCCGAGAGCUUGAGCGAAGCAUACGGCGAAGCAAUGAAGCAAGUUGUGAGCCAGAACCCGAUUGCAACUCGACACGUCUAUUGGACCUUGUAUGCCCUUCGGCCCCUAUCUGUCUCAGAGCUCAAAGAGGCCACUCAAGGGAGCAUCGCAAACGAGGGAAAGGAGGAAACCGCCACCUUUGAGCAGUCCUUGCAGAGUCAGAGUGCUGGGCUCCUGACAGUAGAUGCUGUUACAGGCACUGUGCGCUUCGUGCAUAAGACUGCCAGAGAAUAUCUGAACGGGACAGCUGCUCGAGUCUUCUUCCCUUCCGCGCAAAGAAAUAUUGCCGAGGUCUGUCUCACGGCCAUCAUUCCAGAUGAGGUUGUCGACGACUGUUAUUAUAUAGGAGGAACAGCGCCUCGUGGCUCAAGCAGUGGCUUCCUGAGCUAUGCUGCCAAGUAUUGGGGUUAUCAUGCACGCGAGGUCACCGAAGAUGAGCAAGCGAUUCAGGUUCUGAUCAAGGCAUUUCUUAACAAGCUGCUUUGGAGACGACCUCCUGUGAAAGGAUUAGUCCGAGACAAGAAUUUGCCAACAGAUCUAGGCCUGGGAAAAUAUCCGGACGACUGGAGCGCGUUGCACAUUUUGGCUUUCUUCGGAAUCGCCGAGAAAUUCAAGCGCUUAUUGGUACAGGGUGGCCAGGUUGAUGCUCGAGAUAACUUUCUGCAAAUUACACCCUUACACUGCGCCGCAUAUCGAGGAAACGACGAUAUGGUCGAAUUCCUGCUCGAGAACGGAGCCGACGGCAAUGCGAUCACCGAUAAUGGGAGCACGGCUUUGCACCUGGCCACCGAGUACGGGCAAAGAAAGGCGAUGAAAUUAUUGCUUACCCAUCAUGUCAAUACGCAGAUCGCCAACAAACAAGGAGCCACAGGACUUCAGAUAGCGGUCGGAACAGCUGCUGAUGAGGCAACUGUCCCCCUGCUUGUCAAGAACAAAGUGGAUGUGAAUGUACGAAAUAUUCGAACCGGUGACACGGCCCUACACCUGGCCGUUGAGUGGAAACGACCUCGAAUCAUACUCUUCCUCGUUGAUAAAGGUGCGACAAUUGAUAUGACGAAUGAAGAUGGGUUUACCCCUCUUCAAUUAGCAGCAAAAUUAGACAACUGCGAGGCGAUUGCAUUGCUGCUUCAGCGUGGUGCCCAAGUUGAAGCGCGUUCUCUCUCUGGGGUGACUGCUUUACAGAUUGCAGCGCAUGAAGGCCAUUGGAUCGCAUUUGAUUUAUUGCUUAUCGGCGGUGCAGAUGUUAAUUCAUGGAAUAAAGAAGGCGAAACUUUGCUUCACGAACAAGCAAGAAAUUCACGAAACCCUUCAGUUGCUGCAAAAUUACUAGAGCAUGGGGGUAAUAUUGAAGCUCGUACGUCACAAGGAUAUACGCCGCUUCAAUGCGCUGCCACGUCUGGAAACGUGAGCAUGUUCAAGUUCCUGCUGGAAAGAGGCGCAAAGCUGAACGUGGAAACGGCCAAGGGGGAGUCUCUACUCCAUAUUACGCCGCCAGUAAACCAUGACUGCCUUGAAAUUCUCAAGAUUGCUCUUGAACACGGUCUAGACAUUAAGACCACUUCCAGCCAGGGCUGGAUGCCUCUCCACCAAGCGGUGUACGUAGGGACCGCCGUUUCAGAUCUCGCCUUUGACAAGACAUCUGAUUAUAUCACUCUCCUCCUGAGCCACGGCGCGGAUAUUAACGCACCUGCAGCAUCAGAAACAGCAGAGACACCACUUCAUCUUGCAGCCAUGGCUAUCAUCCCACGAACUGCCUUGGUGUCGCUGCUCCUGAGACUUGGCGCCGACAUCAACGCGAUGACCAGUGAAGGGAAAACAGCCCUCCACCUCGCCGCCGAACGUGGUCGAGAAUCCGUUUUCCGUGCCCUCCUCGACGCGGGCGCUGAUAUGUCUCUCGAGGUUCCUGAUAGUGCAAGAGCAGUCGACGGGUUUGGCUCAAGAGCUGGGCACACAGCCAUCGACCUCGCGCGAAAAAACCCCUUUGGUGUUCUAUGGUUCGAUGAGGCGGGUGAGCUGCGGCCAACGCAAGAAUUGAAGCGACGAGAUAGUGUGGAGACCAUCAUCGAAGACAUGAAUGCGGAGAACUCGGAUGAUGAAACGGGGGAGUCGACAUUGGUGGGUAGUGAGCAGCCGUACAUAAUUGUUUGA
Molecule: messenger RNA, 3531 nt
Organism: Aspergillus clavatus NRRL 1
Lineage: Eukaryota; Fungi; Ascomycota; Eurotiomycetes; Eurotiales; Aspergillaceae
Product: NACHT and Ankyrin domain protein
Exons: 6
Coding region: 1-3531 (1176 amino acids)
Molecular function (GO): ATP hydrolysis activity; protein binding
Source: RefSeq, a predicted model, not a curated record